AUUUGACACGCUCACUGACACUGCACGAGGAAGUAUCUAUUCUGGGCGGACUCCAGCAGUCAGCUGCUUCUCUUCAGAUUGGAUGGGUUGAAAGCAAAGGUGAGCUCAAAAGUACGUUUUAGGAUGUGUGCUACAUUAGCGUUUUGUGUUCACGUGAAUGUUGUGUGCAAACAAGAAAAUAGAAUGGCAAGUCAGUUAUAUAAUUCUGUGUUGUAGAAACUUUUCUCUCCUGCUGGCUUGCUUACUUCAAAAGUUAGCUGGCUAACGUUAGGUAGCUGGCUAGCUAGGCUAAUGGCCCCGUUACUGUGCUUUGCCUGUCAAGUUAUUACUACCAGCUACAUCUUAUGACCUCCGUUCAUAAUGAGUAAUUACAGCUAAAACAAUUACGUUAUUCAGAUCAUUUAGGCAAGAGAUAUGUCUGCCAAUGCUAUCUCACCGCAUCAAUCUUAUCAAAUGUGUAACGUUAGUAGACAUCGUCACGUGAUUAAAAAGUUAGCUAGCUAGCUGGCAAAAAUAAGACUAGCAGCUGAAACAAAGAUUAAGGCUGAAGUCAACACCCCGAAUUGAACUGUAAAAGCUAAGUGGUGAUUACUUACUGGAACUUCAAUCAAUCUCCAUAGGCAUUGCUUCUUUAAUAACUUAUAGAUCCUCAUGAGCAUAUUACUGUUUAUCAUCAUAACUCAAGGUUGUUUAACUUCAGACAUUAUUAGUACAAAGUUACGUUUUUGUUUACAAACCCAAACACUGUAUAGCUUCUAAAUAUGCCUAUGUUGAUCAAAUGGACUGUCAGCAUCCAUAGCUGCAUGUACAAAUUUGAGAAUGGUUGCAUUUCUCCAGCCCCAUUCCUCACAUGUUUUGCAAACCCUAGUGUCAGGGCUGCUGCAUUGAACAAAUCAAAUUGUAUUUGUCACAUGCGCCGAAUACAACCGGUGUAGACCUUACAGUGAAAUGCUUACUUACAAGCCCUUAACCAAAAAUGCAGUUUUAAGAAAAAUAAGUGUUAAGUAAAAAAAUUGAUAAUUAAAAAAUAACAAGUAAUUAAAGAGCAGCAGUAAAAUAACAGUAGUGAGGCUAUGUACAGGGGGUACCGGCACAGAGUCAAUGUGCGGGGGCACUGGUUAGUCGAGGUAAUUGAGGUAAUAUGUACAUGUAGGUAGAGGUAAAGUGACUAUGCAUAGAUCAGGGGUGUCAAACGUCCGGCCCGCGGGCCGGAUCAGGCCCGCAAACGGGUUUAAUCCGGCCCGCGAGAUGAUUUUGAAAGAAAAUAAUAAUAAUAAUAAUAAUAAUAAUUUUGUAAAGUAUAAAAAUGCGCUGCAAUUUUUCAAUAAAAUAAACUGCUGUUCCAAUUGCGUCCACUGGAUGGCGCAAUAGCAAUUGUGUUAAGCAAGCAAACUGUUUAUACCGGGGCAGAGCAAGUAGGUCAAGCACGUGCAGCCAAUGAGCUACUUUGUUUUGCCCGCGAUAUUUAUUACGGCUUCUACUUUUAACAUUAUGUGCUUUGGCACCCUCAUUGCCCCAAUAUGUCUCUGUCAAAAAAGAGAAAAGUGGACGCAGAGUGCAGUGUUCCAAGAAAAAUGGUCAUCCUAUUUAUUCACGGAAUUGAAUGGGAAAGCUGUAUGUUUGGUGUGUUCAGAGCAUGUUGCAGUGCUGAAAGAAUAUAACCUUCGUCGCCACUAUGUGAGUCUUCAUGCCGACAAAUAUGACAACUUUCAAGGACAGCGGAGAUGAGAGAAGGUGAAUGAACUGUUGGCGGGUCUGAAGAAACAGCAGUCUGUGUUUACUCACAGCCGAGACAUCAGUGACGCUGCAGUGAAAGCUAGCUACCUCAUUGCUAAUGAAAUCGCAGUGGCUUCAAAACCAUUUAGUGAGGGUGAAUUUGUAAAAACAUGCAUGAUGAAGGCAGCGGAGAUUGUGUGCCCUGAAAAGCGGCAGGCUUUUGCAAAUAUCAGCCUGACAAGAAACACAGUUGCAGACAGGAUUUCCGAUCUUUCAGUGGAUUUGGACAGCCAGUUGAAGCAAAAAGUAAAGUCAUUUAUUGCGUUUUCGGUUGCAAUUGAUGAAAGCACGGACAUUACAGAUGUUGCACAACUGGCCAUUUUCAUCCGCGGAGUUGAUGACACAUUGACCGUCACCGAGGAGUUCGUGGAGUUGGUGCCGAUGACAGAUACAAUGACAGCAGCUGAUAUUUUUACCGCACUCGUCGGCGCGCUGGACAGGGUCGGAGUGGACUGGUCCCGCGCUGUCAGCCUGGCUACAGAUGGUGCGCCCUCAAUGAUCGGGAAAAAAGCAGGCGUUGUGACAAAGUUCAGAGAGAAAGUGCAAUCUGCAAAUGGAGGAUGUGAUUUUUUGACUUUUCGCUGUAUUUUGCUCCAGGAGGCUUUGUGUUGCAAGUCAUUAAAGAUGGAUAACGUCAUGAAGGUGGUCAUCCAAACUGUUAAUUUCAUCCGAUCCAGAAGCCUGAAUCACCGUCAGUUUGACAGCCUUCUCAGAGAGAGAGACCACAUCUAUGGCCUGCCAUACCACACUGAGGUAAGAUGGUUAAACCGAGGUGCUGUCCUGAGGCGUUUCUUUGAUUUACGAGAAGAAAUUGAACAGUUCAUGGAAGAAAAGGGCAAACCAGUGUUAGAAUUUCAUUCCGCAGAAUGGAUGCAGGACCUUGCAUUUAUGGUGGAUGUUACAGAGCACCUGAAUAACUUGAACAAACAGCUGCAAGGGCGCAACAAAGUUGUCACGCAGUAUUAUGACAGCAUACGUUCUUUCAAGUUGAAGCUGUCAUUGUGGGAGACGCAACUUGCCGGUGGUGAUGCAGCUCACUUCCCCUGUCUGAAAAAUGUGUGCGCGACCCAACAUGUGGCAGACAUGAAGCGGUUCAAAGAUAAAAUAACGGGACUGUUACGGGAGUUAGAGCAACGCUUUCAGAUUUAUGUUUUUAUGUUGAUGUGCUAUUGUUUUUAAUUGAUUUUAUUUGUAUAUUUAAUCUAUUCUUGACUUUGUGGUUCUUGCACUUGUUUGGGGAACAGGAUUUCAUUAUUUUUAUCUACAUUUUUGCCUGAGAAAUGACACCCUGAUAUAGUUCUGUGAUAUACUUCUGUGAAUCACUGAGGCAUUGUGUGUUUGUGUGUUCUUUGUCCUCAGAACUUUCAAAUAACUUGACGUGUUUUAUGAUUAGUAGUGAUGUUGUGCUUGUACUAUUUUGGACACACUGUCCUCAGGCUCCAGCUUUAUGUUGUAUGUUGAUCGUAUUAAAACAAAGAAAACAAUCUGAAGUUGUUGUUUUUAAGUUAUAUAUACCAUGAUUUUUCCGGUCCGGCCCACUUGGGAAUAGAUUUUCCUCCAUGUGGCCCCUGACCUAAAAUGAGUUUGACACCCCUGGCAUAGAUAAUAAACAGAGUAGCAGCAGCAUAAAGGAGGGGGUGGAAACAAUGCAAAUAGUCCGGGUAGCCAUUUAAUUAGCUGUUCAGGAGUCUUAUACAUUUACAUUUUAGUCAUUUAGCAGACGCUCUUAUCCAGAGCGACUUACAGGAGCAAUUAGGGUUAAGUGCCUUGCUUAAGGGCCCAUAGACAGAUUUUUCACCUAGUCGGCUCGGGGAUUAGAACCAGCGACCUUUCAGUUACUGGCACAACGCUCUUACCCACUAAGCUACCUGUUAAGAAGCCUUUUGGACCUACACUUGGCGCUCCGGUACCGUUUGCCGUGCGGUAGCAGAGAGAACAGUCUAUGACUAGGGUGGCUGGAGUCUUUGACAAUUUUUAGGGCCUUCCUCUGACACCGCCUGGUGUAGUGGUCCUGGAUGGCAGGAAGCUUGGCCCCAGUGAUGUACUAGGCCGUACGCACUACCCUCUGUAGUGCCUUGCGGUCGGAGGCCGAGCAGUUGCCAUAAUAGGUGGUGCUGCAACCAGUCAGGAUGCUCUCGAUGGUGCAGCUGUAGAACUUUUUGAGGAUCUGAGGACCCAUACCAAAUCUUUUCAGUCUCCUGAGUGGGAAUAGGCUUUGUCGUGCCCUCUUCACGACUGUCUUGGUGUGUUUGGACCAUGAUAGUUUGUUGGUGACGUGGACACCAUGGAACUUGACGCUCUCAACCUGCUCCACUACAGCCCCGUCGAUGAGAAUGGGGGCGUGCUCGGUCCUCUUCUUUUUCCUGUAGUCCACAAUCAUCUCCUGUGUCUUGAUCACGUUGAGGGAGAGGUUGUUAUCCUGGCACCACACGGCCAGGUCUCUGACCUCCCCUAUAGGCUGUCUCAUUGUCGGUGAUCAGGCCUACCACUGUUGUCGUCGGCAAACAACGAAUACAUGGUUUGUCUUUAGGGUUAGUUAAGUGUUUAGGUUAAUAGACAUUAACAGUAGUAGACAUGGUUAGAGAACCGCCAUCCAGAACCUUUCAAAAUCUGCCACUCUUUUAUUAUUAUUACUAGUCCAAAAAUCUGGUGGUGAUUUUCAGAUGGAUAUCGGACCAAACCGCACCGACUUCUACAUUGGCCUCUCUCUUGCCAUGAGCUCGAGCAUCUUCAUUGGAGGAAGCUUCAUCCUGAAGAAGAAAGGUCUUUUGCGAUUGGCCAGUAAGGGGUUUAUGCGAGCAGGUAUUACCACCACCAUACAUAACUACAUCUUAACUUUAGCUACGUUGGGCCGUUGAAAGUAUGCUUACUGAAUAAAACUUUAAUAAUCACUUUUUUGUAUUGUUAGUAUAGUAUGCCCUAUCUGUAUGAUCAUACAUUGUAUUUAUUAGGUCAGGGGGGAUAUGCUUACCUCAAAGAAUGGCUGUGGUGGGCAGGACUCAUAGCAAGUAAGUGUAGACAAAUCUUUUGUCACCUGAUCACAAUUGUUCUUUAUAUUAAAAUAACAAUUUGCCCUUACUGAACUUUAGCAUAUGGUACAGUAGGGUAAACCCUGUAGUAACAGUCCUCAUUGACCUUUCUCUGUUUAACAAUGUGGUCUUUGUUUUCAAAGAGAAAGGGAGGAGGCUGUUGUGGGUUUGGUAUUUUUGCUGGUAGUCUUUUGUGAUGAUGCAACGACCCACACUGUCCUAUGGAAAUCUUUUGAAGUACACAUUCCUCAGAUCACAUUUGCACAUGUAGGUUGAAUGAGAGAAUAGUAAUGAAAACUCGCCUCCCCCUACAUUUACAGUAUCAUGUGCAUAGUCCCAUGUCAUUGUUGCAUACUAAUGCUGGUUUCUGUGUUUCAGUGGGAGCUGGGGAAGCAGCUAACUUUGCCGCUUACGCUUUUGCCCCUGCCACAUUGGUGACACCACUGGGAGCAAUGAGCGUUCUUGUGAGGUAAAUGUCUGAUUACUGAACUUCGGCUUGUGCUUUGAUAGGUACGGAGUUCCUCAUCUCAUGAACUGUUAAGAUAGGGGUGAGGUGACAUUCUGUUUCAAAAUGUAAUAAUCCAUUUGCAAAGAGCUAGUUCUAGGAUGUUUUCCUAACACAUAUUUGGGCCUAAAUUCAGUCAGUCUUAUUGCAUGCCUUCUAACAAUGUAAUGACAUUAAAAUGAAGACCGCUACUACAACAAAUCUGUUCAUUUUGACUAGAUCAACUUAUUUUGCCUGCUUCCUGCAGUGCUGUGCUGUCCUCAUACUUCCUGAAUGAGCGGUUGAAUGUUCACGGGAAGAUGGGCUGCUUGCUGUGCAUCCUGGGUUCCACUGUCAUGGUCAUCCACGCCCCUCAGGAGGAGGAGGUUGCCUCCCUUACUGCCAUGGCUGAGAAGCUCCAAGACCCAGGUACUGUAACUGACAUCAUGGGUCCACAUAUACACAAACACUUUUCUAUAAUAUCAUCUUGCAUCCCAAAUAAGUACUCAUUAUGUGAUUUAAGGUUAAAAAAUAUAUGCAGUGCCUUCUUUAGGCCAAUCCCCUUGUAUGCACUGAUGUUUUUUGACCAGCAUGCUAUAAACUAAGAUUAGAAUUUGAGAAACAUAUUACUACAAUCAUACCAAUGUCUCACAUACUGACCUAUGCUGAAUCCCUCAGCUGCUGUUCAGAGCCACUGAUCCAAAAAAUAAUUGGCUUGUUAAUACGUAAAAAUGCAAGACUCUCAACUAUUGCGUCAUGCUCUCAGAAUGUACUGAUUCAAACGUUCCGACUGUGAUCUCUCCCAGGAUUCAUCACGUUCGCCGUGUCUGUUGUGGCGAGCAGCCUGAUCCUCAUCUUCCUGGUCGCCCCGCGCUAUGGCCAGAAGAACGUGCUGGUUUACAUCCUGAUCUGCUCCGUGAUUGGCUCCCUGUCGGUGUCCUGCGUCAAGGGCCUGGGCAUCGGCAUCAAGGAGCUGUUCGCCGGCACCGCCGUCCUAAAGGAACCCCUGUUCUGGUGUCUACUCAUCUGCCUGGUGAUCUGCGUCAGCAUCCAGAUCAGCUAUCUCAAUAAAGCCUUGGACAUUUUCAACACGUCCAUCGUCACGCCCAUCUAUUACGUGUUCUUCACCACCUCCGUAAUGGCGUGUUCGGCCAUCCUCUUCAAGGAGUGGCUGAGCAUGAGCACGGACGGAGUUGUGGGGACCGUCAGUGGGUUCCUCACAAUCAUCCUGGGUAUCUUCCUCCUCCAUGCGUUUAAAGAUCUUACAUUCAGCUGGGACUCGCUGCCACUGUACCUGAGGAAGGGGCCUCAGGGGUCCCUCUGGGGCCAGCAGCCCUACGUGGCCCUGCCCAGCCAGGAGAGCCAGGCGGAGGGGCCAGGGGAGGCGAAGCUGGCCAGAGAGGGGAGCUCAAAGGGAAGCUACUCGCCGGAGGGCUCAAUGAGGAGGAACAAUAGCUUUGUCACCACUUAGCACUUGGGAUCAAUUCAAACCCUACUUAGCACAAAGGCCAAAUGUUUAGAUUUCAAUAUCCCAUUGCCAAGUUUUACAUUUCUCUGUUUAUUUGAUAUUUACACACCUGCGUAGACGAGUGGAAAAUAUGUUUACUAAAUAUGUAUUGAGUUGGAGAUUCUUACAAUGCAAUAACCACUGGAAGGACAGCUUGCCUUUAACUGUCAUGCACUGCAAUCCAGUGAGCACACUGCAUUUCUAUACCAACAGAUGUACAUUGUGUCUAGCGAUUAGCGAAGUCCAACAUGGUUUUACUCAUGGUACACCUAAACCAUUCAACUGGUUGAAAGUAUUAGUCCUACAGGUUUCCCCUUUCUCUGAAUGGUUUCUACUGUAUAAAAAAAACUGGUGUACGUACACACUUAAAAUAUCUAAUCAUGGACAGUGUGAUGAAAUUGAAUGUACUGAUUUUAGUUUUAAGAUCAAGUUUUGAUAUGAAGCGACUAGUCCCUUCUGUUUUUCACUGUCUGAACUGUAACUUAUUGAUAGGCCUAUUUGUCUUAUUCCUGUGUUCAUUUGCCUUAAAAUGCCAGAAAAUCUAUUGCGAGUCAAGGCACUGCAGCUUUUACCUUUUGUGUACUUGGGUUCAAUCAUCUUUCAAAGUUACUGAUUGUGAAUGUUGAACAAUCUGAGUGACAAGUUACUGUAAUGUAAUACCUCAAUUGUAUUUUUCAUUGAUCAUGUUUAUGAAUAUCAUCAGUAUUAACUGAGGCACUUUCCUUGACAUAGCCCCUUUUGAAAUGCAUUCCUACUACUGCAUGUGCCAAACUAACUUAGUGUUUCUUAAUCAUUGAUUUAUAACAUACUGCUUAUUCUUUUAGUAUGUGAAUAAACAAUUACCUUUUAUGCAGCAAGACCCUAAUACUUGGACCACACUAUUCUAAAGCCCAAUGAUGACAAAGCAGGCAAUAUAACAUUUGUUUAUUGCAUAUAUACAAUUGAACACUUAUUUCAGCCAUAGAUCGUGCCCUUUUCCCAACAAGACAUUGUUCGUACUCUGACUUGUUACUCAAUGCAGUGAGUUCCAGUGGCUUUCCGAGGCGGUGGCAAAUUGAAUGUCCCAGAUUUUAGGCCCUUUUCCUCUGCCCCAGGACACAACCUCAACAGCUGGGUAAGAUUGUUAUUAAAGCAUACUAAUGAAGAUCUCCCAUCUCAGUUUGUUAUGAUUGACAUGCAACAGGCUCUAAUUCAAUUUACUACACAGUUUAAGAAACAUCAAUAUGAAGACAUUAGCUAGCGACCAACCAGAAUUGACAUUACUGCACUUAAUCUCGUGUCCCACUAGGUGAGAGAAAUUGGCCAAGACUUGGCUAUGUGACAUGAUACAAGGUGCAAAACCGAGGCACUUAUCAAAACGACUUGUUUCUUCCCCACCCUGGUUAUUGGACAGUGUUCUCAUUGCACCAUAUAGAAAGCUGUCAUUGCUGUAAAACAUCUUGAUUGGCUGUUCAGUGUCUUCUCUUGUCAGUCUAUCCAGUGGAGGUUGUUGCUAGACUAUUCAGACAUGGAUUCUGAGAAGGAGCCCUUACUCCUCUGUGUUUGUUCGAGUCUGUUCAGGAUGAAUUGGCUCGUGUCAAUGAAACGCUCUACACAGUUCACAAAGCAGAUCUCUGUCCGGGAGUCCAGCUUGGGCCCAGGUUUAUCCAUGCAUUUCUCCUGUAAGGAACCAGAGCAGACAGGUGCUCGAUCAUUGGCUGGAUCACAUGUCAUUGCAUGGCGUGGAGGACAUUGCAUCGUGCAUGAGUAAUUUGUUCACAUUAAACACUAUUUUAGGCGAGUACCCUACAGGUGGUUGAUUAUGUAGGAGAUUAAUACAGGAGCGUAGUUACAGUAGCUAGCGAGCUAAAUGCAGCAAACGUUUGCACUUAGCCACCUACGCUGGGCCACAAAACAACUGGCAUUACCAGCUAGCUAACUUUAGCUACUAAACAAUCUAGCUAGUACAAUAAUUAAGUCUACAUGCCCAUUGUAUCAUUGGCUAACUGUGUCAAUUUUUAUGCAUUCAUUCACUUGAUCGCCAGAUGUUCAAGUAGCUAGCUAGUUGUCAUUGCAGAAGCGUUUCUUACCCAACACACUUCAGUCAUCUGAUGGACUAACUGCUGAAACCUUUGUUUUUGGGACUCGAUUUCGAUGAAUUGCUGAAGCUGAGGGUCUGCUGUUGCUCCUUGGUUUUCCAUGUUCAUGCACAAAUCGCUUAUAAAUUAGAGAGAAAUGUACAAUUAUUAGAUAAUUGUAAACGAUUGACUACAGUUCCUGACCUUCACGUGUGUGAAUAGGCUAGGCGCAUCACAGGAAACGGAAGAGUGCUGGACCAAUCAGAAAGUGCGCCGCUAAGAACAGUAAAUUCCAUUGGAUAUGGGGACAUGCUACAUAAAUGAAGUCACCCAAAAUUGUUGUUAUUUAGCUUUAUCAACGUUAUCCAUGUUGUCAUU
Coregonus sp. 'balchen' is the source of this 9231-nucleotide messenger RNA. NCBI's taxonomy places the organism in Eukaryota, Metazoa, Chordata, Actinopteri, Salmoniformes, Salmonidae. The record is from the annotation of a GenBank genome assembly.